Brassica rapa (field mustard) is the source of this 662-nucleotide messenger RNA. Its product is annotated as cyclic nucleotide-gated ion channel 17. NCBI's taxonomy places the organism in Eukaryota, Viridiplantae, Streptophyta, Magnoliopsida, Brassicales, Brassicaceae. The record is from RefSeq and is a predicted model, not a curated record.
CUUUUAGGAACGGAGGGAGUAUCAUUUUGGACUGAACCAGAUGCAUCUGCAUCGAGAUACACCAUCAAGACUCACUUUCGUUUGGGUGAGAAUUUGAGAUGAGUUUUUAAAAAUUCAGCUGGGUGAUCCAUUUGGAUGUAGCAUUAUAAUGCACAAAACGAACAUCAAUUUGCAUCUUCACCUAGAUGGAUCACCUGGGUGAGCAAAGGAAGAGGGCCCAAGCUGCUUGGCUGAGAAACAAUAGAAGCGCUAUGGAGAAUCAUCUCACUGCGGUUGAAUCAAAGCAAAGUGAUGAAGAGAAAGAAGUAGAAGUAGGAGGAGAAGAAGGAGAAGAGUGUGUUGACUCAAGUCCAAAAACAAAGAUGAACACUGGAGUUAUGGUUUUGGCUUCACGUUUUGCAGCUAAUACAAGACGUGGUAUUGCAGCUCAGAGACCUCGGUUUAAGAAACCUGAAGAUCCUGAUUUCUCUGCUGAGCCUGAUGACUGACUGAUUUUUAAUAACCAGACAAGAAGCUGACUUAAUUUUUUUUAGUUACACAUGAGAUUGUUAUGAACUUAUGAUAAGUAGUACCUUACCAUUGUUAUGACAAGAAGGCCUCAUAAACAUCUUUUGUAAUCUACACUUAGAAAGUUUUUAUUUUUAAGGAACUUGUUCUAGUUA